Messenger RNA from Coregonus clupeaformis (lake whitefish), 5449 nucleotides. Its product is annotated as protein PALS1. Gene Ontology annotation, biological process: morphogenesis of an epithelial sheet; establishment or maintenance of polarity of embryonic epithelium; protein localization to plasma membrane. The record is from RefSeq and is a predicted model, not a curated record. Bases 453 to 2504 code for a protein of 683 amino acids. Gene Ontology annotation, molecular function: protein binding. The transcript has 13 exons. NCBI's taxonomy places the organism in Eukaryota, Metazoa, Chordata, Actinopteri, Salmoniformes, Salmonidae. Gene Ontology annotation, cellular component: adherens junction; plasma membrane.
CCCUUGAGUUGGAAAUUAUUCCUAAUAAUGCAAGGCUACGCCGGGAGAGAGGAUCUCGACUGAUAUUGUGGCACAAAGUUAGCAAAGUUGAGUCUUUCUUCACUCAAUUGAUACAAAAACCAAUGGAAUAACAUUGGACACCUCAAUGAAGUAUAUAUUUUCGACACCGUUGCGGGAAAAAGAGGAGGGGGAUAACCACUGAUCCACAGCCUGGGAGAAGACUCACUACCUGUGGGGAAUAUACAGAGAGGAGAGUCCUCAGCCUACCUACUACUAGAGCGCACCAACUAACCAACCAACACGUGGCAUCUGCUGAGUCAUCAGUAGUGAGUCAGGGUGUCAUGGCCGCCGGGCACAGGACACGCAGAGAUCACCCCUCAUAGUGCUUCCCCCCAGCCAGCCACCUGCAGACACACACACACACACACACUGGAGGAGGCGCAGGGGUGGUAAUGAUGACCACUUCACAUAUGAACGGUCACGUGACUGAGUCAGACGGCAGAGAUGGGGGAGGAAGUGGAGGAGUCGAGUCGAACCAGGAGGAGCCCCAGCAGUGGCACAGGGAGAUGGCGGUGGACUGCCCAGGGGACCUGGGUGCCCGUACCCUGCCCGUGCGGCGCUCUGCCCAGCUGGAGAGGAUCCGUCAGCACCAAGAGGACCUGAGGAGGAGGAGGGAGGAAGAGGGCAGGAACAGACAGGAGCUAGAUCUUAACGCUUCCAUACGGCUCAAGAAGCUGUCUCAGAACCCCAAGGUGGGCAUCGAUAACCCCACCUUUGACCCCAUCGAAGGCCCUGUAGGGCCCCUGGGACUGCCGCCCAACCUUGGGGCCCCCACUCUACUGGAGUUGGAGGAGCUGCUGAUGUCCCUGAAGCAGGUGCAGCACUGCCUGUCUGACGCCCAGAGCCAGGAGGACGUGGAGCUGGUGCUGCAGCUGGUCCAGAAGGCUGACUUCCAGAAGGCCUUCAACAUCCACAACUCUGUGGCCCAGCACAUGAACAGGCCCAGUCCGCCCUUCCCACAAACAGACCGCGCUCAGGGCCUGGCACAAGAGGUCCAGUCUAUGGUUCAUAACAGCCAACACAAGGAGGGCUUGGAGCUCAACACCCUGCUCUCCUCCCCACAUGUCCAGGCGGUGCUUCUGGCCCAUGACUGUGUUGCGGAGCAGGAGAUGCAGCUGGAGCCCCUGACCCCAGACGACCACUGUGAAACUCUCACCCAGUGGGGAGGGGAGACCGUCAAGAUAGUCUGCAUCGAGAAAGCCAGGGACAUCCCACUGGGCGCGACGGUGCGUAAUGACAUGGACAGCGUGAUAAUAAGCCGCAUCGUGAAGGGCGGGGCGGCGGAGCGCAGCGGGCUGCUCCAUGAAGGAGACGAGGUUCUGGAGAUCAACGGAGUGGAAAUCAGAGGGAAGGACGUCAACGAGGUCUUCGACAUCCUGGCCGACAUGCACGGCAACCUGACCUUCAUCCUCAUCCCCAGCCCACAGACCAAACCCCCGCCCAUCAAGGAGACUGUGGUCCAUGUGAAGGCUCACUUUGACUACGACCCGUCUGAUGACCCAUAUGUGCCGUGCAGGGAGCUGGGCCUGUGCUUCCAGAAGGGAGACAUCCUCCACAUCAUCAGCCAGGAUGACCCCAACUGGUGGCAGGCCUACAGGGACGGAGACGAGGACAACCAGCCCUUGGCUGGGCUAGUACCAGGCAAGAGCUUCCAGCAACAGAGGGAAGCCAUGAAGCAGACCAUAGAAGAGGAUAAAGAGCCUGAGAAGUCGGGAAAGCUGUGGUGUGCUAAGAAGAACAAGAAGAAGAGGAAGAAGCUCCUUUACAAUGCUAAGCAGAAUGACGACUAUGACAACGAGGAGAUCCUGACCUAUGAGGAGAUGGCGCUCUACCACCAGCCAGCCAAUCGCAAGCGGCCCAUUGCUCUGAUUGGUCCUCCCAACUGUGGGCAGAACGAGCUGAGACAGAGACUGCUGUCCAGCGAGCCAGACAGAUUUGGGGGAGCUGUCCCACACACGACGCGGAACAGGCGUGAUGUGGAGGUGAGUGGAAGGGACUACCACUUUGUCUCCCGCCAGGCCUUUGACAUGGACGCCACCGCGGGGAAGUUCAUCGAGUCGGGAGAGUUUGAGAAGAACCUGUACGGAACCAGCACCGACUCUGUCCGUCAACUCGUCAACACGGGCAAGAUCUGUCUGCUCUGUCUGCACACACAGUCGCUGAAGAUUCUGCGUAACUCUGAUCUGAAGCCAUACAUAAUCUUCAUCGCUCCUCCAUCCCAAGAACGGUUGCGAGCCCUCCUGGCCAAGGAGAGCAAGAACCCAAAGCUUGAGGAGCUGCGUGACAUCAUCGAGAAGGCCCGUGAGAUGGAGCAGAACUUUGGCCACCUGUUUGAUGCAGCCAUCGUGAACACAGACCAGGACAAGGCCUAUCAGGAGCUGCUGAGGCUCAUCAACAAACUGGACACUGAGCCACAGUGGGUCCCCUCCUCCUGGCUACGUUGAAGGAGCAAUAUAACACAGACACAACGCUAACCUGACACACACACAUACAUACAAAUGCACACACACACCGCAACGCUAACUUGACAUAGUACUCACUGGUUCAAUGAAGAGCUACCCUGGAUCAUGGACAAUACAGUUGCCAGGGGGAAGACUAUUAUUAGUUAAAAAUUAGCCUUGACUCCAUUCUUCAACCAGUAUCACAGUGAGACUAGUGGAAGAUUGUAAAUCAACACACAAGCUGAAGAUAAAUAAAACACUUAAAAUGCUUAUCACUACAUAUGAUGCUGAACUGAACUGAGCCAAGCUCUUCUCUUUGCUUCUGAGACUGCCUGGGGAAAUGAAUUAUUGACUUAUUAUUGCUCUGAUUAUUUGUCCUUUUUUCGAUGCUGGAUUUCUCUUCACUAAAUUAACUUUUCACAUUCCAGAGAAGAAGUAUGUAAAGACUUGGCACUUGGUGGCAGAAAUAGAAUUAGUGCUUCUAUUCUGCUUUUGAUAACUAUUUAUAAUUGUAAAUAUAUUCUAUUUUUAAGAGGUUUUCAAUGAUAAGACGAACCCAUAGAAGCGAUCUAAGGCAGGUAUGGGCAACUUUAAUGGGGGUGGGGGCCACAAAAAAUCUAAACUCAUCAUGAGGGGUCGCAGUGGCUCGCGUGUCUCCGUACCCACAUCCGUACCCAGACAUGCAGUCAGAGCCGGCCCUAGCCUUUUGUGGGCUCUAAGUGAAAUUUUGUUAGGGGGUAACCCCCCCCACCUUGCGCGCAAAACUUUAUUUGGGGGGGGGGGGCAGUUAAUGGUUCUCCUACACAAAACUACAGACACACACACACUGGUUGUUGUACCCUUGUUGUGUCCUUGACCCUGUGUGUGAGGUUAGAUGUGUGUUUGUUCAGUAAUGUCGAACUGACAUCAGUCAAUCUUGAGUGUUAGCAACAAGGUGCUGCUGAUCUCUCUAACAGAGCAGCUGGGAAUGGGGAUUAGGCAACUACACAUAUCAUCACGGACGUGAUUUGCUCACCUACUGAAGCCAUCUGUGAGGUGAUAAAACCCAGGUGUAAGAUUUUGGGCCCUGAUCAAAGUUGUUUACUAUAUAGGGAAUAAGGUGCCAUUUGGGACGUAGACAUUAUCUCUGCAUCUGGCCUCUCUAUCCUCUGUCUACUAAACUAUAGCAGCCCUGCGUUCAAAUACUAUUUGAAUCAUUGACAAUACUUAAGCUGUGCUUGAUUGAACUUGCCUGGCACAAAGGAACAAAUAGAAUUGUUCCAAAACGGCAAUCCCUACCCAAACUGGCACUCCAGGUAGACGAAUGCUAAAUUUACCCAAACUUGACAUCACAUUAAUUAGACAGAUCUGAGAGAUGGUUAAGAGCCACUGCCUCCUGCUUACCUUAUACUAUUUUCACACUAUCAUGCCAACCAAAACUGGACUGUGCUGGCUUGGAUAUUUUCACAUUUUCCUUUCCAGCAACUAUGGUGGAUCGUAACCAGGCCAGUGCAGUACAGCUCGGAUCGGCUCAGUAGUGUGAAAAGGGUACUGGAGGAUAAACUAGUCCUAUCACAACACUACACCCCUCACCUCUACCCAAGCACUACGGGUCAUAGCUAAAUAGAAAACUGGCUUGUCGCGAAUCACAGGAUUUAAACCAUGAUAUUAAAGAAAGAUUAGAGGUGUUUAAAAGUUAUGGCACUAAGAUCUUCAGGGGUAACUUUGUUUUUCUAUGUCAGUAUUCAUCAUGCUCACUUCCUGUGCUAAUCUGUAGGAUUGUGACCAUAGAAAUUGAAUUAUAUUUCUAAAUUGUAUUUCUAUAAGUGUAACCAGCAGUAUUCUAUUCAUGGAAAACACUAAGGAACAUCUGAGCACCACUGUCUGUGGUAUUCUCUUAAUAAUCAAUAUUGCUUUAUUUGAAAUCGAUGCGUUUUAUAAUUCACUUAAAUGCAUUAUAAAACUAUCCAACUAUGCUGUAUUUUAAUCCAAUGGUUUUCACCACAUGCGACAUCUUAAAUGUGUGAUUAUUAUUUGUCAGUGAUUUGUUUUCAAAGCUGUUAUUGAAAUGUUUGUUCUACUUUUUGCUCUGGGUCUGUGAAAUGAACUUGACCGAACCGAUAAGAGCCUAAAGGCUUUAGGAGCGGGGAAAUUGUUGGCCUACAUUGUAUAAAAUGUAUGUAUGUUUUUGUUUUUGCAUCUGGUGUUUCUAUGAUCAUAGGUUCACCCUUGAUUAGAAUAUGCUGACUGUGUGUGAUUGUCUUUAUGCGCGUGUGUGUGUGUGCAUGCACAGAGACAGGACUGUCACUAAUGCAGGCAAGUAUUAUCUCUAGUAGACACAAUGGGAAAUGGUCUUAACAAAGAACUGUUUCACAUAACAUUUUUUUUGUGGUUAUUAUUGAUGAUAAUCAUGGUGUAUCUAGAUAUUUAACAUUUAUAUAUUUGUAAUGUUAGAUUUAUUAAGUACAGAGUAAUGCGCCUGUAGAAUGAUCACUCAACCACCCAUCCAUCCCUCCCUAUUGGUUUUGGAUCUGAAACUCCAGGAACCGCUCAGUGCUAGCCUGAUCCCAGAUCUGCUUAUGUUUUACGCAGCUCCUCUGAAGAUUUGUCAUGUUUGCCAUAGAAGUUGGCUACAUAGGGCCGUAUUCGGUUUCUCAGCGUAGAAGUGCUGAUCUAGGAUCAGGUCAUCCCUAUUCAUUAUUAUUAUUAUUAUUAUUGUUAUCAAAAAGGGAAAACUGAUCUUAGAUCAGCACUCCUAUUCUGAGAGUGUUUGAGAAUGGUGGCCAUUCAGAUCUGGGACCAGUCUAGUUCAGAAUGUCUAUCCCUUUAGUAUGUACAGUGCACACCUUGUGUAGAUUUGAGCUGGUAACUGGAAGUAGAACUAAUUAAUAAAGUUACUGUAUUUAAAAAAAAUUUAGAUCUGUUUUUGUAUGAAUUAUUCAAGAGGAUUAAAGACCAGAUUGAUAGAA